UAUAUAUAUAUAUAUAUAUAUGAUUUUUUUUUUUUUACAGCUUAUCGGAUAUAUUGGUCUUAGGUAGGGCCUGCGAUUCUGGUAAAUACCACGUGUUGCAUAUUACACUAAUUACGGUAUCGACUACCCAUAAUAUGGAAAUUCAUUUAAAACCAUACCAACAUUACUUUCGCAAAACAUGUUUCAGUUGUUUUUACAGAGAAAACAAGUAUUUUACUUGUAUAUAUUUUUGUAAGUGUGAAAUUUUAAAUGUUUAAAUAUUGCGACAAGUAUCCUGUCAGAGUACAGAAUGAUGGAAUAUGUGGGAGACCACUAGAACGUUGACGUGAAGCCUGGAUUUGCUAUUUGCGCUUCUAUUAAUGAGUGGUCAUCAAGUGAUAUGCAUGCUGAUAUCUUGUGGGACGGAGACCGACUGUCUGUAAACGUACUCUACCCAUGCCAUGAUUUAAAAGCGCUUAAAGCAUCUUGGUCACGUGAGCGAAGUAUAGCUACUGAACCCUCCCCCCUUCCGCCGGACGCUUUCAGAUCAUACGGCUCAGUGUUCCUCGUUCCGGUGCCAUGUGAAUAUGUCAGCAACAAUUCAAUAAUAAAAAAAAAAAGCUAAAACCCCACCAGAGUCCGUUCAGUCAUGCAUUACCACUGCCCUGCGAAGUUCACUCCGUCGCGUGCGAGAAAUCUCCCUGGUUGUUUACAGCAGUUUCAGUUCAAAUGCGACACGUGGUACGAUCGCUCCGCCCCAUCCACCUUGCGCUUAAAAACGGCACAUUCUCUCCUAGCCAAUGAGCGGCCGCGGUUCUCCCACGUGCGUAUUGUUUAAACUGCUAAAGCCUUUUAGUCCUUUUUCUCCGAUUGAAACUUUCCUCAGUUUGAUGAUGGCGGCCGCCGUAUCCGUUGGUUCGGCAGUUCGGGAACAGAACCCCAAUGCCGUGACAAAUUUCAGCACCCGUCCGCCCUAUGGUUAUGACGCUGGCGCUGGACGAGAGGACUGGACUUCUGAUGAAGUUAGAGAGCCGGAAAGAAAGUGUGGUCACGAAGAUGCGUCCGUGGCCGGGGAGUGUCCCCGGAGGGUCGAAGAGGAGCUGCCGGCGUUGAGCCCGGAGGAGAUUGAGAGCCGCUUGGAAAAGACUCGCCGGGAGUUUUAUAACCGGCGGAAAAUCAUAAUUAAAAAUCUCCCUGCUGAUAUUACCAACCAGGAGGUGCAUGAGCUUUUGAGUGGCUAUGACCUUAAGUACUGCUUUGUGGACAAGUAUAAGGGGACAGCCUUCGUCACACUGCUGAAUGGUGAACAGGCACAGUCAUCCAUCAAGGAAUUCCACCAGCAGACUCUACGUGAGCGGGAGAUCUCUGUGCAGCUGCAGCCCACCGACACCUUAUUGUGCGUGGCCAACCUGCCACGCUCGCUCACCCAGCUGCAGUUCGAGGAGCUAGUGCGGCCUUUCGGCAACCUGGAGCGUUGCUUCCUGGUACACGGCACACGCACGGGCCACUCCAAGGGCUACGGCUUUGUGGAGUACAUGAAGAAGGACUCUGCAGCCCGUGCCAAGUCAGAGCUGCUGGGCAAGCAGCUGGGCUCGCGCACGCUCUACGUGCACUGGAGUGAGGCGGGCACGCUCACGUACCCGCUGCUGCAUUCCCGCUGCCUCUGCGUGGACCGGCUGCCCCACAGCUUAUUGCAUGCCCAGGACCUCCGCCAGGCCCUGGCCGACACGCACAUGCCCGUCUUCUGCGAGCUGGCCCAGGGGCAGGAUGGAAGUUUCCGUCGCUUCGCGGUGCUGGAGUUCGCUACCCCAGAGAUGGCAGAGGAAGUGCAGAGGGUGGCAGACGGCCGAGCUCUGGGCGGGACCCACAUCCGCGUGUCUUUCUGUGCGCCGGGACCACCUGGCCGGAGCAUGCUGGCUGCACUCAUUGCCGCCCAGACAAUGGCUCUGAACAGAGGGAAGGGUCUCCUUCCAGAACCCACAGCCAUGCAGAUCCUGACUGGCCUAAACAAUCCUGCUGCCUUGAAGAUGCUGCUGGCACCACUAAGCCAGGGAUUCCUUGGCCCAGCCCCUGCGGUGCCUCUGCUGGCCAAUCCUGCCCUGUCAGCAGCUUUGCUGCAAAUGCUGCUGCAGAACCAGGCCCAGAUCCAGCAGACGGGAAUGCUGGGAGACGGUCCUCUGGUAGGGGUGCAGUCUCUUCAGCCCGCGAUGAGUUUGCUGGGUGACCUGCCUACAGGGGGUGCCAUGCUGCCACCUAUCUGCCUUCCUUCCGACCCACCGGGGCCCAUCAAGCCCCCAGCCCCUAGCCGACCCCUCCUGAGGGAUCUGGAGUCUCCAGCUGUGCCCUGUGGUCUCCCUCCCACAUCUUCUCCUGCCCUGCAGGGCCUCACCUCUCCUCUACUGGGAAGCCUACUGGGGGGAGAGGGGACUACAUCCGGGGUUAGUGACUGCAAGGCGUCCCUCCUGGGUGAGCCGCCCAAAGAGGUUCCCCUUGCCCAGAACCCCUUCCUCAACAUGCAGAGCCUGUUCCCUUCAGGAGGAGCAAGUAGCAGACCUCACCCCUACAAGAAGAAGGCAGGGAACCUGUCACAGAUGCGUGGUGGCCCAAGUUCGGGUUUUGGUGCCCGCUAUCAGGACAUAUAUUCCCAGCACUCUGAGUACACAGCGGUCCAUCAGGACCCCCUGCUGUACCCAUAUGAGCCUAUGAGUAUGGACCCCAACGCCCUUCCUGGAUUUGGACAGUUCCCGCAGCAUCCUGGCCACAGCGACCACCCCCUGUACACCUACCCACCCAGCCCCCCUUAUUCCACAUAUUUCAGUUCAUCUGCACCAGCCCCUCGCACAGCCCAACUUAACAAGGCUGUGGGCAUGCCCCCCCUGGCCCAGCCAACCAGUUUGUACCAAUCAGAGAAUGUGCUGAAGACCCCAGUCGGGGCCCAUAAACGCUUGUUCUCACGGCUCAUACCAUCGCCGGAGCCCAGCCCAGAGGGCGGCUAUGUUGGCCAGCACUCACAAGGCCUGGGGGGUCACUAUGCCGACUCCUACCUGAAACGCAAGCGCAUCUUCUGAAGGUGCCCUGGGUAUUAAGUUAUGCUGACUACUGGUCAGCACUCUACCAGUGACCUCCAGGGGGUGCUGUAGUCCUCGGCCCAUUGGCAUCCCGCCUGCUGCUGCUGCUGCUGCUGUUCUCGUAGCCCUGAGCUGACAUGUGCCAGCCAAUGGAAGGGAUUCAUUUCACUGUGGAUGUAUCUUUUUAUUUUGUGAAUGUAUAUAAUUUUUCAUUUUAAUUAAGUUUUUAAGUUAAUUUUACUUUGACUGUCUUUAAAGCCUGGGUUUUUUCUUUGUACUGAAAUGAAAUUGUUUUCCUGCUAUUCUUUGCCAAUUUUUUUUU
Molecule: messenger RNA, 3369 nt
Organism: Brienomyrus brachyistius
Lineage: Eukaryota; Metazoa; Chordata; Actinopteri; Osteoglossiformes; Mormyridae
Gene: raver1
Product: ribonucleoprotein, PTB-binding 1
Exons: 14
Coding region: 780-3047 (755 amino acids)
Cellular component (GO): cytosol
Molecular function (GO): mRNA binding
Source: RefSeq, a predicted model, not a curated record